AUGAAAGGCAUACAAACUGGUAUACCUACUAUCCACUCUGCGCUCGACAAACUCGACAAACUCGCCAAUGAUCCGAAACGACUCGAUGUUGACCGGUCACGUUUCGACAGAGAGGUAUCAUAUGUUUCCAACCAAUCGCACAAUUCAACAGCAUCUCUGAGUCCCGGUAGCCCUUCCGAAGUGCAACGACGCGAGAGGCAACAGCGCCGCGAUCGUGAGAAAUGGCAAUUGAUGAAGGAACACGAUGCUUCACGCGCCAAUGAGCAAUUUGAUGCUCAAGUUUACGAGUUAGAAGCUCUGAUAAUAGAAGAAAUUGAGAAUCGAACACGUGAAAUACCCAACGGGACGAAUAUGAACAACCUCGCCCAUGAGACAGUGAAGAACAAGUGGAUGAAACAAGGCAUCUGGAAUGAAGAAUGGGACCAUAUAGCUCAGCCCUGGUGGGUUUGGAUGCAUGAAGAUUCACCUAAAGCAACUCAAGCACCCUAUCUCAAUCCGCCCUAUAACCUAAAAGGAGAAAAAUUGUUGACUACAAGAUUGGGGAACAAAAAGGUACCCCGCGGAGACGAGCCCUCGCGCCCAUUCCAUCAAUUCAUCUAUCAGAUAUCAGAGGAGCGCGAACGAAUUGAAAAGGACUGUGUCGCUUCAUCUGGCACCGUUCCUGUUUCCCCCUCAGAGGAUGUCAACACCAAAGCUUAUGAGACUGUGAAAAGUACAUGGCUUAGAAGAGGCAUUUGGAAUAAUCAAUGGGGUAUAUUGCCUGGGAUGGCUUGGAAGCAUGAAAGCCCUUUGAAGAUACCAGAUACUGAUUGCGAGUUGACUCCAAGUCCGACGGAGUCUAACGAGAAACUUAUCUUCAAGCCGGAAGAUGGAAGUGCGCUUUCCGAUGCGCCUCCAUCUGGCCAGGCAGAUGGACCUUGUUCCAGCAAGGGAAAUAAAAAGAGGAAAGGGGUGGCUGCUCCUGUUGAGAAGGGAUCGCUUCUUGCUGGCUCGUUGCCUGCUCAAGCAGACAGCCCCUCUGCAGUUGGUGGCAGGGGAGCUAGUAAGAGGAGAAGGGCAGCCGCUCCUAUCGACAUGAAAAAGCCAACCCGAAAAUUUUCCAAAACCGUCAAGCGUGAGACAUCAAGAUUCAACCCUGCAGUGGAUGACUCGAACCCCCGAUUAAAUAUGCAUGAAGGGAGUCGUGAUACUGGGAGACGUAGAAGCACACGGGUACGGAAUCGGGCUAAAUGA
Molecule: messenger RNA, 1233 nt
Organism: Penicillium coprophilum
Lineage: Eukaryota; Fungi; Ascomycota; Eurotiomycetes; Eurotiales; Aspergillaceae
Exons: 1
Coding region: 1-1233 (410 amino acids)
Source: RefSeq, a predicted model, not a curated record